AUGGGGUCAGCCCCAGUGCUCCUGAGUAAGGGGGUCAGCCCAGUGCUCCUGAGUAAGGGGGUCAGCCCCAGUGCUCCUGGGUACGCGGCCCCAGUGCUCCUGAGUGAGGGGGUCAGCCCAGUGCUCCUGAGUGAGGGGGUCAGCCCAGUGCUCCUGAGUGAGGGGGUCAGCCCAGUGCUCCUGAGUGAGGGGGUCAGCCCAGUGCUCCUGAGUAAGGGGGUCAGCCCAGUGCUCCUGAGUAAGGGGGUCAGCCCAGUGCUCCUGGGUACGCGGGUUAGUAAGCUGGAGAGAGAGAAGAGCCAUGAGGUGAGACAUGAGCAACACAAGUCUACAGUGGUGGUGACUGAGCUGAAGGCCAAGCUCCACGAGGAGAAGACUAAGGAGCUGCAGGGGCUCAGGGAGACGCUGCUACGGACCCACGAGCUGGAGCUGAUGAGGGUUAUCAAGAUCAAAGACGGAGAGAUCCAGAGACUACAGGCGCUGGUUAAUGCGCUGCGAGAUGGAUCCACAGACAAGGUGAAGACGGCUAUGUUUGCGGAGGCGCGUGAGGAGGCCAGGCGUGGUUUUGAAGGGGAGAGGAGCAGACUACAGCAGGAGAUCUACGAGCUGAAGGGCAUGAAGAGACAGAUGGAGGAAGCUCUGAACUUGGCCGUCCACGCAGACAAGACCAAGGCUGCUGAGAUACGCUCCGUCUAUCAUGUACACCAGGAGGAGGUCACCCGCAUCAAGAGGGAGUGUGAGAGGGAGAUACGCAGACUGAUGGAUGAGAUUAAGGUAAAAGACAGAGCAUGCUGUGUGCUGGGGAAGGAGCUGGGUGUUCAGGCUGGACACACUCAGAGGCUCCAGCUGCAGAAGGAGGCUGUGGAUGAGCAGCUAGCCCAGAUCAGAAGCAGGGAGGCUGGGGCAGGAGGACACCUCCACAGCCCCAAACGAGAUGCUCCUUACCCCAGUGGUGCAGGAGACACCUCAGAGAGCCUCGAACAGCAGUUGGCUGAGAAGGAGGCGCGACGCUUCCAGCUAAAGAUCGCUGAGCUGAGUGCCGUCAUCCGCAAACUGGAGGACCGCAACGCCCUCUUGUCAGAGGAAAGAAAUGAACUGCUGAAGCGCCUAAGAGAGGCAGAGAGCCAGUUUAUGCCCCUGCUGGAUAAGAACAAGAGGCUGAGCAGGAAGAAUGAGGAGCUGGCCCACGCAUUCAGACGCAUGGAGAACAAACUACGCUUCAUUACAGAGGAGAACAUGGAAAUGAGAGAGAAGGUUGCCACCAAAAGACGUCCCAGCUCUCUAAACGACCUUGAUCAGAGUCAGGAGGAGAGAGAGAUCGAGUUCCUCAGACUGCAGGUUCUGGAACAGCAGAAUAUUAUUGACGACCUGUCAAAGGCACUGGAGACAGCUGGAUACGUGAAGAGUGUGAUUGAAAGAGAUAUGCUGCUGAGGUACAGGCGGCAGGGCAGCCUGGGGAGGAAGAAGGCCAUCAGGCCGUCUAAACCGCUGGUAGAGACCUUCUUUGGUUACGAUGAAGAGGCCUCUAUAGACUCAGACGGUUCCUCCAUCUCCGUCCACACAGACAGGACACCGUGCACACCAGACGAUGACCUGGAGGAGGGUAUGAUCAGGGAGGAGACAGAGAUAAGGUUUCAUCAGUUGACCAUGGAGUACCAGGCUCUUCAGAGAGCCUAUGCACUUCUACAGGAGCAGGUGGGGGGCACGUUUGAUGCAGAGAAGGAAGUCAAGACAAGAGAACAGUUGCAAGCAGAGCUUAUUCUCUACCAAACGAGAAUACAGGACCUGGAGUGUGUUCUGUCCCAGCAAGGACAGGAUAUGAAGUGGAUCGAGGAGAAACAAGCCCUGUAUCAAAGAAAUCAAGAACUUAUAGGGAAGAUCAAGCACAUGGAAACAGAGGAGUCCCGUUUAAAAAACGAAUUUCAGGACGCCAGAGACCAAAAUGAACUCCUGGAGUUCCGGAUCCUUGAACUUGAAGAGAGGGAGAGGAGAUCUCCAGGAAUCAACUUCCACGACAUCCACUUCUGUGAAGGCAUCAGUCCACUGCAGGUGUACUGUGAGGCCGAGGGAGUCACAGACAUCAUCAUCACAGAGCUAAUGAAAAAGCUAGAUAUACUGGGGGAUAAUGCCAACCUAUCCAACGAGGAGCAGGUGGUGGCCAUUCACGCCAGGACCGUCUUAACGCUAGCAGAGAGGUGGCUUGAGAAUAUAGAGGUCACCAAAACAGCUUUAGCACAGAAAAGGAUGGACAUUGAAAGUGAGAAGCAUGUGUUCAGUAAACAGAAAGGCUAUCUGGAUGAGGAGUUGGACUACAGGAAACAGUCCAUGGCUCAGGCUCACAAGAGGAUCUUGGAGCUAGAGGCAAUGCUGUUUGAUACCCUGCAACAGGAUGCGGGGGCCAAGAUAUCAGAGAUGCUGUCGGACGACGAGAGGGAGACACUGCGUCGGGCGGUGGAGCAGUGGAAGAGAGGGGUCAUGAUGGAGCUAAGAGAGAGGGACUCACAGAUCCUCAGGGAGAGAAUGGACAUGCUACAGCACUCACAGCAGAGAAUCAAAGAGCUGGAGGAAUGGAUAGCAGCUCAGAAAAGACAGAUAAAGGAACUCGAAGAAAAGUUUUUAUUUUUAUUUUUGUUUUUUUCUUUAGCCUUCAUUCUUUGGUCAUAGUUCUCCAGGGAAACGAGAGCAAUUCACAGGUUUCCAGAUUGUCUUGUACAUUGUGUUCAAGAGGACAAGAUUUGGAAUCCAAGAUGGCUCCCAGAGUCCUGAAAGUAUUUUCGAAGACUUCUUCACACGAGAAACCAGUCAACUAUGCUGCAACACUGACUUUAGAUAGAAUUCUAUCACCAUGUUUUUUUUUUGUUUUUUUUUUAAAGGACAAAAAAAACAAUGUUUUUUUUUAUUUUUUAUUUUUUUUACUUCAGUAACCUUUUUAAACCUGACUGCUGUCCCUCGUUAGUGAUGAUGAUGAUGAUGAUGAUGAUGAUGAUGAUGAUGAUGAUGAUGAUGACGUCUCGAUGGAAGAGUUCCUCUCUGUGGAUGAAGACUUCAGUGGAAUUGAAGAACUCUUAAUAAAUGGCGAUGUUCUGUGUCUUCUUUUCCCUGCUGAGCAGGUGGUGCUCUGGUCGCUUCCCUUUGGAAGCAUAACGAAGAAGAAGAAGAGUUUGAUUGAUUGAUUGAAAAACGAACUGUAGUGAAGUCAGGCGGUACUCCUGCUCGAGGCUUGACCCUGGAUCUUUACUGUUCAACCCAACACUUUAGCCAAGAGAUCCAAAACCUCUUGACGAGGUCACCAGGUGUUGGGUUACGUUAAACGACGGUGAAGUGAGACAUUUUUACCUUAGCUCUGAGCAUUCACACACACUUCACUGAAGCUGAGCGUUUCCUAAAAUGGACACCAUACCACUGUUUACACUAUCUGACCACGCUGUUAUUACACUCCCAGGGAGCUCGUCACAGUGAUGCUGCCCAUACUAAAACUGGCUUUGUGGCCAGUGUGCCCUCUAUCUAUCUCUAUGGCCUCAGCCCUUCCCCUGUCUAGUCCAGACAUGCAGUUGGACUCAUUAACUCCUCAAAUCUCAGUGUUUGAAAUGAAACCCGAAGCCAAACUGUGGUAUUAUUAGACACCAUGUAUUUUUAUAUGUAUGAAAAAAGGCAUAGAUUUUAUAAUACAUUUCUCAAAAGAGGAAUAAAUAAAAUGCUAAAUUAGAUAUUAUUUUUUGUUGAUGAAGAAUGAAGGAGCUUUCAAUGAUUUUAGAAUUUUCAAUUUGAUCAGAUUUAUGUAAAUCUGAUCUUCCCCCUUGGUGCUUGGGAGAGAGUGUGUUUGUUUUAGAUAGGGGACCUUGGUUAGUUCUGUUAUGUCCUGAUGGAGAGGGUGUGUUUGUUUUAGAUAGGGGACCUUGGUUAGUUCUGUUAUGUCCUGAUGGAGACAAAUACCUCCCAUUGAAUCUUCAUGACUCUAUGUUAAAGCAGAUUGUGAAUGAAAGAUGUAUUUUAUGCAUUAUGUUGCCAUUAAAUGGGAUCAAGCCCCA
Molecule: messenger RNA, 4028 nt
Organism: Oncorhynchus masou masou (cherry salmon)
Lineage: Eukaryota; Metazoa; Chordata; Actinopteri; Salmoniformes; Salmonidae
Product: janus kinase and microtubule-interacting protein 3-like
Exons: 23
Coding region: 1-2664 (887 amino acids)
Molecular function (GO): microtubule binding; kinase binding
Source: RefSeq, a predicted model, not a curated record